CUGAGUUUCAAGUCUCAAGCUUUUUGAGAUCAACCAGCUUAAAUCAAAAUACCCAGAACCAGAAAAGUAACGCAGUAGGAGAGCAAAACUAGAGAUAUUUUCUUCCUUGAAAAUUGUACUGUAGCUUUUUUUUUUUGUAAAUUGAAAGGUGAAUUGGGAUAGGGGGACCAGCUUCCUGGUUAGUAUCUGAUUCUCCAAUGGAUUCCGAUUUCUGGACCCCCCGUCUCGCGGCUGCCAAGCGCCAAUACACGAUGCAGCACCAUAACAACAGCUCUCAUUUGGAUCGUUUGAGCAUCGAUGAUUUCGAGGUAGACGACGAGAUCCGACCCGAUUUCCCAUGCCCGUAUUGUUACGAGGAUUUCGACAUCGCCUCUUUGUGUUCGCAUCUCGAAGAUGAGCACUCGUGCGAGUCAAGAGUUACGGUUUGUCCCAUUUGCUCUGUCAAAGUUUCCCGAGACAUGCUGAAUCAUAUAACACUGCAACAUGGACAUUUGUUCAAGAUAUCCUUAACAAUGGAAAUUUUUCUUUGCUUGGUCUUUUUCUUAGUAAUGACUUGGAUACAUUAUGCAUGUCAAACCACUCAGAUUGUGUGUAUUGGCUGAAUUGUCAUCUAGGUUUCCCUUAACUGAAAGAUUACUUGCAGAGACGUCAUAGGUUACGUAGAGUUGCAAUUCCUAACAGUCAAGCACUGUCUCUCCUUGGCCGUGAUCUGCGUGAGGCUCAUUUGCAAGUACUUCUAGGUGGAGGUGGUGGUGGUGGUGGUGGUAGUGGUGGAUAUAGGUCAAACAGUGCUAACGUGUCUUCUGCAGUUACUGAUCCAUUCCUUUCAUCACUUAUUUUGAAUUUCCCUGGAUCUGAAGCAGAAGAGAUUUCAAAGUCUGUUGCAUCAACUGUUGAAGACACCUCUUCAAAGAAUGCAGCACCAGCCCAUAUGUGGAAAUCAAGGUACUGUCUCUGGUUUUCUUUUUUAUUAUUUAGAGCAAACAUGCAUCUUCACCAAUCUUUUCACAUGAUUCUUGGUACUUUAAUUGCAUCAUUAAUAAGAGUUAAGACACAGCAAUUGGUUAUUACUAUGACAUUGUUAAUUCUGUAAACAUAUCCAAGGAGACUGUUUCAAUUAGUGGAAAUGCUAUGACAAAUAACAAUGUAAAUUCAGUCAUCAACUUGGCUGUUGAGCCUUCAAGAUUGUUCAAAUUUCAAAUUAAACUUACACCCAUUCAUGUUUGUUUUCCUUUCUAUUCAAUAAAUUAUUUGCGUCUUAUUUCAAAAUACUUGCUUAGAAGAGCAUUCAUUCUGCAUCAAAGUAUCUCUUCCAUCUUUCCCUCGACAGCCAUGUUUAGCCUGUACAUAUUUGAAUACCAAUUCCUCUAUGUUAUGUAAUAGAAAAGAAGCCUAUGCUGUUUUAGUAGCAGUAUCUUUAAGCAACAAUGGAAUUUGUAAAACAUUAAGUUUAUAUUUUAGCAUCAGUUCACUUUGCUUUCUUUUCUUUUUUCCCUUUUUUGUUCUUACAGUUUCGAUCCAAAUUUGAGUUAUGAAGAGCGAGAAAAGAGGAUGAAGCAGGAUACUGAUAGAGCCGGUUUUAUCCAGGAUCUGCUUCUGUCAACUCUGCAAAUCGACUAACAAAACGUGUAAAAAUAAUGGAAUGAGUUAAUCAAAAUCUUGGAAGUACUUUUAGGUGGGAUUCUAAUGGUUAUAUGAUGUUUGUGAACCUAAUGCAGGUCUCAUUGGAAUGUUGAAGCGGCAAUUGGUUGCUCCAUUAUAAGUUCCCCAUCUGUAACUCAUUUCUGAACCAGAAAACUACUGGAAUUAUGUAACUAUCUAGUUUAUGCUCAAGUUUAAUGUAUGAGGUGCUUAGCUGCUUGUUACAUUACACCAUCCAAUGCAAAAUCUGUGCCAUUAUAUCUGUUGUUUCCAGCAGAAAUGUACAUGAUCGAAGAGAUGACUCGAAAUUUUAUCUGCUAAUUUAGAAGAAGAAAUGCUUGUUCUAUGA
Messenger RNA from Rubroshorea leprosula, 1990 nucleotides. Lineage: Eukaryota; Viridiplantae; Streptophyta; Magnoliopsida; Malvales; Dipterocarpaceae. The record is from the annotation of a GenBank genome assembly.